Molecule: messenger RNA, 372 nt
Organism: Linum trigynum
Lineage: Eukaryota; Viridiplantae; Streptophyta; Magnoliopsida; Malpighiales; Linaceae
Source: the annotation of a GenBank genome assembly
AUGUACAAGAACCUGCUCCAGGAGCUGGCCCAGAGGAGCUGCUUCAACCUCCCUUCCUAUACUUGCAUCAGGGAAGGACCCGACCACGUGUCGCGCUUCAAGGCCACCGCCAACUUCAACGGUGAGAUCUUCGAGAGCCCUUCGUACUCCUCCACACUCCGCCAGGCCGAGCAGUCUGUCGCCGAGUUCGUGCUCGGAUCCCUUUCCCACCGCGACCCUUCUCACUCCUUCGUUGCCCGAUUCUGGUAUGUGCUUUCAGAACUUCUUGCCGGUGGUGGAACUUCUCAUAUUGGAAAUGUCUUGAGUGAUUUUGAUGCGGGGAUUGAAGAGGAGAGAGGAGCAGGCGAAGAGGAGAGAGAGAGAGAUGGAUAG